Messenger RNA from Symbiodinium pilosum, 1236 nucleotides. NCBI's taxonomy places the organism in Eukaryota, Dinophyceae, Suessiales, Symbiodiniaceae. The record is from the annotation of a GenBank genome assembly.
AUGGCGCGCGCUGUCUUAGAGAGAGACAUCAAUGAGUCGGGCAAGGUUCCCUUUUCUGUCAGCAUACCCUCAGUGGCGCUGUGGGAGUUCGCUGGUCCCUGCCAGCAGCUGCUCCACGAGAGCGCGCGCUGGUGCCAGAAAGUGGCAGGGCACACAACACGGCCAUGCCUGUUUGGUGAUAUCUGUGAUAUACUCGGGCCCUCUUGGUAUGAAAAGGACAUGCCUUACUCGCGAAGGCUACUUGCUGGAAAGGAUGCGCAAGUGGUGUCUGCUUUGCCCUGUGCUUUUCAUGGUACCGACUGCAGCAUUCACAAGCGUCCUAUCUUCGAUGUUUCCGGGCUGCCAUGCCCGGAUAUGUCUACGGCUGGAAAGAGAUUGAAGAGAGCCGGGCCAACAAAUGUUGUCUACAUUGCUCACGGGCGUUACACCACUGAGUCAAGAACCCCCCUUCUCCUCAUUGAGUGCACUGAAGACUUGGACAUGGGAGUGAUUGAAGACACGCACCCUGACCAUGACUUUUACCAGCUCUUCUCUGAACCAGGGAACGUGGGAUUCAGUGGGACGGCACGGUACCGUACCUGGGUAAUUGGAGCGCACAAGGAUGAAGCGGUUUGCUUGUACGACCCCUUUCAUCUGCAGAGGUUGCUUACAACUGCGUUUCAACGGCAUGUGAAUGCACAGGUCGCCGAUUUCCUAGUUGCAUCACCAGCUGAAAUUUUGUUGGAGGCAUCUCGACUUGCGUACCGACGCAAUAUUCCUGUGCAGGUUGGCCAGAAGGACUUGCGAUAUUUGUUGUUGCCAAGGGAGGAGGACUGCAGACGGCAACUGGACCAGAAGUAUUACGAUCGGUUCAAGGAGUUGCCAGGCCUCAACUACAACUUAGUCUAUUUUUUAGGAGACAGUGCAGAAUACUGUUCUUGGUCAGCACAUUCUUCAAAGAUACCGACCUACAGAUGCAAUUCGAAGACAGGAUUGUAUUGGCUUCCGUGCCAAAAUCGUUUUCUCACAUCGAAAGAAAGACUGGCCUCAAUGGCGUUUCCUUGUGUGCGUGAGAUUGCGGACGCAAUGAACGUCCCCCAGUUGGGGGCCACAGACGCACAACGCGCCGCAGAUUUGUGCGGGAACAGCUUCCACUUUACCACAUGUGGAAUCAUGCAGCUCAUUGCUUUGACAUGUUUUGGACCACGGCGCAGUGAGGAUGCUGACCGUGACAACAAUUGGCUGGAGCUGUCCUGA